This is a messenger RNA of Etheostoma spectabile (orangethroat darter), 2208 nucleotides long. RefSeq names its product N-acetylneuraminic acid synthase a (gene nansa). Bases 14 to 1201 code for a protein of 395 amino acids. The transcript is spliced from 6 exons. Gene Ontology annotation, biological process: carbohydrate biosynthetic process. The record is from RefSeq and is a predicted model, not a curated record. NCBI's taxonomy places the organism in Eukaryota, Metazoa, Chordata, Actinopteri, Perciformes, Percidae. Gene Ontology annotation, molecular function: N-acylneuraminate-9-phosphate synthase activity.
GUGCAUCAUAUUUAUGGUUCCGGUCGGCUUCCACACUCCACCUAAACGCUUCCCGCUCGUCCAGUUUCCGCUAAAUAACUACUUUCACUGGUUGUUUCGCGUUUCUUUUUCUGUGUCCAAAAUGCCUUUAAAGUUCGAGCUGUGUCCCGGUAGAAUGAUCGGAGGAAAUCACCCGUGCUUCAUCAUUGCUGAAAUCGGACAAAAUCACCAGGGAGACAUCGAAAUUGCCAAGAAAAUGAUCAAAAUGGCAAAGGACAGUGGUGCUGAUUGUGCCAAAUUCCAGAAGAGUGAAUUACAGUACAAAUUCAACAAGAGAGCCUUGGAGCGCCCCUACAAUUCAAAGCACUCCUGGGGGAAAACUUACGGUGAACACAAGCGCCACCUAGAGUUCAACCAUGAGCAGUACAGGGAACUGCAGAAAUAUGCCCAGGAGGUGGGAAUCUUCUUCACUGCCUCUGGGAUGGAUGAGAUGGCAGUGGAGUUCCUCCAUGAGCUCAAUGUGCCUUUCUUUAAAGUGGGCUCUGGAGACACCAAUAACUUCCCCUAUCUGGAAAAGACUGCCAAGAAAGGACGUCCUAUGGUGGUGUCCAGUGGGAUGCAGAGCAUGGAAACAAUGCGUCAGGUCUACAAGAUAGUGAAGGAGCACAACCCAAACUUCGCCAUUCUGCAGUGCACCAGCGCCUAUCCUCUGGAAGCUGAAGACGUCAACCUCAAAGUGCUGACGGAGUACCAGAAAGAAUUUCCAGAUAUUCCCAUUGGGUAUUCCGGCCACGAGUCUGGGAUCAAUAUUUCAGUUGCGGCUGUAGCUCUGGGGGCAAAGGUUAUCGAGCGCCAUGUAACCUUGGACAAGACGUGGAAAGGAAGUGACCAUGAAGCCUCGCUGGUGCCCAGUGAGCUAGCUGAGCUUGUCCGUUCCAUCAGAUUGGUGGAGAGGGCACUGGGGGAUGGCGUCAAAAGGAUGUUACCUUGUGAGAAGCCGUGUCAUGAUAAGCUGGGUAAGUCCUUGGUGGCCAAAGUGAAGAUCCCCAAAGGGACCGUCCUGACUCAGGACAUGUUGACCGUGAAGGUGGCCGAGCCCAUGGGGGUCCCGGCCGAGGACAUCUUCCAGCUGGUCGGUAAGACUGUGACGGAGGACGUGGAGGAGGACGAAAGCGUCUUGCCAGAGGUGGUGGAUACGUACUGCAAGAAGAAGAAGUGCUGAGGUUGGCAGACCGUUUUGAAAUUGGUAGAAAAGGCACUUCAUUUGAGAGGAAAUGUAAUCGAUUCCUCUGGGGAUAAGUCAAAAAGAGCUUGUGGGAUGGUGUUUGGUGCCGCUGAGAUUUCUGACAUUGAAGUUAUGGAUGAUCACUCUCAUAAUUGGACAUUGCAUUAGUCUGAAAAUUUGAUGUCUGAUGUUCACACAGAUAACUUUUUGCCAAAGGAUUUUUAAUUUUAUAAAAUCUCCCUCAGAAUCAGAAAGGGUUAUAUUGCCAAGUGUGUGUGUUUAGUUUUUUUUGUUCUUGUUUUUUUUAACACAUACAAGGAAUUUGUAUUGUGUUGUUGGUGCACGUCACUCAUUCUCUACAUGGAAUAUUGAACAAUAUAAGUAUAGAUAUAAACAACAUAAGUAUGUAUACAAUAUGUAUUAAAUAAAAAUUAAACCUAAAACACUACCAUUUUGGCAGACUCCUUGAUAAACCCACCAUUAUCUUACAAGAGGCUCACUAGUAGUUUCAGCUCUGUGGUCAGUACUUGUGCAGGGCUUUCUGACGUGACACAAAAGCCAGUUGUUACUGUUAACUAAACAUACUUUGCACUAUAGUUUUUAGCACGUGCUGUUGAGAUUAAAUUAGUAUUGAACACAAGAAGCGGCUACAAGCCCUGUCAUCAAUCAACAGUGAGAUCACAGAGCCCAUUUGUCUAAGGGUCAUUGGAUUCUUCUUGUACUUGGUCAGUAAUUAAAGUUUUUGAGAAGCGACGUUAAGACUACCGGAGCCAGAUGCUUUUCCAAACCAAAAGAAGAAAUUUGCAUUAUAAUGUUCACUCUCCCAUUAACCUUGUUUUGGUCCUGAACCCAACUCCUUUAGUUUUUGUUCUGGCACCAACAACGUCCUCUAACCACAAUUGCAAGAUUAAGGAUUGUAACAUGUCAAAAUCUGUUGAUACUCUUUUGAUGAUGUUCUGAAAAAGAUUAAGUCUCUCAAUAAAAGAAAUCCUAAUUCUCUCUUU